ACAUUCCAAUGUUCGGAGUCAAAAAAAUUAUGGGCAGAACAAACGGAGAACUGAGUGAUACAUGCACUGCCUUGCUUACUUUUCUAAACUACUUUUCCCCUUAUUGGGUUUGGAUUAACGGCUUCCUCCAUAAACUAGAUGUAGACAAAUAACCAUUACAGAAUCUUUGAGCAAGGAACUGUCAAAGUAGCAGUAUAUAUUCUGGAAAUGGAGCAGAAGGAGAAGAUGCUCAAUGCAUCUCACAAUAAAGCGGAACAUAAGGAAGAUGAGAAAUUGGACAAACCAUCUCAACAUCCACAAGAGAAGAAAGAUAAUGCUACUCCUGUUGACACAGAGGAUGUAGUAAAACCCUCUGUUGAUCUAGUUCUCUUUGAUAGUCUUGUCAAUAUGGGCAUAGACAAACGACUAGCAACAAAGGCCCUAAUGUGUACUGGCAAUAAAAAUGUGGAUACUGCAUUGUCAUGGAUAGCUGAAUUGGGUGCAGAUGAAAUGGAAGCUCUGUGUGGAAGCAGUGAUCAUGGUUCUAUUGAGAGUGAUGAAUGUGAGGAUUGUGAAGAGGAUGAUGACGAGGACACGUAUUACAAGAUGGUCUUUGUCAUAAAUACAGAGUUUGGCAUGGGGGUCGGCAAGGUAGCUGCACAGGUGGGGCAUGCUGCAUUAGGGCUGUACAGGCUGCUCAAGGAGGAUGGAGAAAAAUACGAUGCCAGUGUUGAGGAGUGGGAAGAAUUUGGAGAAAGGAAGAUAGCAUUAAAAGGUAAAAAUUCCCAAGAACUUAUUGAACUUCAAAAGAAAGCAGAAGCCCUGUACCUUCCCACAUAUCUGGUCCAGGAUGCGGGUAAAACCCAGGUUCCCGUGGGAUCUACAACGGUCUUGGCAAUAUUUGGUGAUGAAGAGGCAGUGAAUGAAGUUACAGGCAAAUUAAAGCUUUUGUGAUACUCUUGUGUUAAGUGGCCCAAAUCACAUUCAUUCUUAUGGGUAAUAUUUAAAAACUCCUGGUGGGUGGAAAGGGGAGUGAGGCAACAUUUACAAAAAAUAUAGAUUAUAUAAUCUUUUACUUAUUUUAUAAAUACUGUAUUGCAUUUAAGUAGCAGAAGAGAGUGUAAAGUCACAUUCUGAAAGAUGAUAUUAUGUAAAACUUUCAGUUGCUGAAAAGUAAAUUGUUGAAUGAGAUCCAUCAGUUUGGUUGAAAACUGGAUCUUGAAAUAUAAUUAAAAAAGAUGUAAUUUGACCUUACAAAAUUGCAGAGCUAUAUAUAUGAAAAAUAUGUAAAACUCGUGAAAAUUGGUUCAUAAGUAACAAACUUAGAAGCUUUUUACUUAUACAGUUAAGUAAAAUUAAAUCAAUGAUUGCACCACCAGUAUUGCAUAUGAAGAAGAUAAUGCUUGAUUGUCUUGAAACUUCACAUGAUUAUUCGUGGUGCUACAUCCUCAAAUGUAAGAAGUUUCAUGGAAAUCACAUGUCAAACAAUGGAGAAAAAUUAUAGAUCUACCAAAAAUACAAAAAUCUGAGUAAGGGUGCACUGCUAUUUGAAUAAAACUAUAUACGAAUGUUAUUGACACUUGUUACUAAGUUUAUUUGUUACAUAAUGACAAAUUACAGUGAUAGAAAGCAUGCUCUCAUUAUAAUGUCCGAAGAAUGUGUCAUGCAGGUGAAGUUUCUGCUAUGACAAUAUCACUACCUCAUGAUGUUCCUGAGUAAGUGUUGAGUUACCAGUGUCACUAUGCAUGCCACUCCUUCGGGUAGAAUCACAAUGCCAGUUGGAAUCAUUGUGACCCAAUGACAUUUGCCGCACAUGUCUAAACUUUCUUGCAUGUAUUGCUUUAAGUUGACGUUUAGGGUGUUUUGAAGAGAAAGGCAUCUCUGAAUAUGGGAGAUGUAUAAUGGACAAUGUUGAGUGUAUCUCUGCUAAAAUAAAAACCAAGUGUGAAACUGUAGCACAAAUCUGCUACGAGUGUGUGUCACUGACAGACUCCUCUCAUCAUGCGAGCUUUGUAUGUAUGCAGGUUGCCAGGAUGUAUAAACAAAACAAAA
Molecule: messenger RNA, 2031 nt
Organism: Procambarus clarkii (red swamp crayfish)
Lineage: Eukaryota; Metazoa; Arthropoda; Malacostraca; Decapoda; Cambaridae
Product: probable peptidyl-tRNA hydrolase 2
Cellular component (GO): cytosol; mitochondrion
Molecular function (GO): peptidyl-tRNA hydrolase activity; protein binding
Source: RefSeq, a predicted model, not a curated record